AUGAACUUUGGCUGGAGUCUGAAGUGGCUCAAGUGCGCAGUUCAGCAGUUGAAGGGGUGUAGCUGGCGGCUCAUGGGCUCUGCCGCUGGCGUGAGUAUCGAGGAUGCGCGCGGAGCCGAAGUUCGUGCCUUCCAUUCCCUCAAGACGCGCGUGCACCAAUCCGGGACUUCAGGGGCGGAGGCGCAGCCCUCGGAGCCGCUCCCCCGUGAGAGGAGAAAAUGCCACCGAGUCGCCCACGUCACGUCCGAUGAGUGUGCGGAGUUGGCCAGCUCCAUGAAAGAGGAGUGCCUAGGCACAAGUGCCUCGUUCCGGGUUCACCGCACCGGUGGCCACUCCAUUGGGGUUAAUGACUAUACCCGACAGCUGGCGCGAGGCAGGUUGAGAUUGCUGACGCGCUUGCCAGGGUCCCCCGGGCUGAGUGCAUAG
Symbiodinium natans is the source of this 426-nucleotide messenger RNA. NCBI's taxonomy places the organism in Eukaryota, Dinophyceae, Suessiales, Symbiodiniaceae. The record is from the annotation of a GenBank genome assembly.